Brugia malayi is the source of this 3180-nucleotide messenger RNA. It is a transcript of the gene Bma-snpc-4, whose product is annotated as Myb-like DNA-binding domain containing protein. The record is from RefSeq and is a predicted model, not a curated record. The transcript has 26 exons. NCBI's taxonomy places the organism in Eukaryota, Metazoa, Nematoda, Chromadorea, Rhabditida, Onchocercidae. Bases 1 to 3180 code for a protein of 1059 amino acids.
AUGGAUGAGCUAACAGACGAAACAAUCAGGCCAAAUUUGACAUUAAGUAUUGAGGAUGUCAAUGAUGAUAUAAAUAUGAAUGAUAGCGAACCUGGUCCUAGUCGACGACGACAAACUAAAGAGUUAUCGGAGAAUAUGGAUGACGAUUUGGAAUUGGUACUUGCAGAAAUGGAAGAAAGUGACACAUUGCAACCUGGCAAUGCGGUUACUAAUACUGGCAAUGAUUUACCCAUCACUAUGGAUGAAUUGAAUACUCUGCUAGCUAUCAAUGAAGCAUUUAAUGAAACUUUAGAGAACUUAAUUCGACGUGUUACAUUAGCUAUAUCUAAGAAUCGCGAAGCACAAAAAUUGUUGAAAGCUAAGUUACGGCAGACUACAGAGCGUGGAUUACGAAUUAAUAUAAAGAAAGUGCCAGUUUCACGGUUUUUAUUCCCGUAUUUUCGAGAUUCCCAUGAAAUGGAGCCACCAAAAAAUGAAGAAUAUGAGCUGAAAGUUUUUCGUCGAGAAUAUGAUCCAUUGGUGAAGGAAGAAAAGAAAUGGUCAGCGAAGGAAUGUCAUUUAUUGGCAAGUGCGGUCUGGAAGUCCUUAGUCGAAAUCCGUAUUCAACCUUUUAUUCAGAGGAAAGAAAUGUUUGCCGAGAAAAUUCGAUCCGCUGGACAAGAAACAUCAGCAGAACAGAUAGCUGAUUGGAAUAGUACUAUUGUUGAGUUGGAACGUUUGAUUACAUAUCAUAAAAAUCUUCCAGAAAAUGAAGUAUUAAUGAGUGAUUAUUCUGAAGUGGAUUGGGCAAAGAUUGCUAAAGUUGAUUUUCUUGGAAAUCGAACACCGAAACAGUUACGAUUGAAGUGGAUUAAUGAACAAUGUCCACGAUGGUCAAAAGAGCCAUGGUCUUCUCAUGAAAUACAACGAUUAAAGGAAUGUGCAGGAAGAUGGAAUAAUUGGAAUGUAAUUGCGGAACGAUUAGGCACGAAUCGUACAGCUUUUCAGUGUUUCGUAAAAUUUAGAAGUGAAUUGGAUAUUGACAAUGUUGGAAGAUCAUGGACAAAGGAAGAGGAUGCUCAGUUAAUGACUUUAGCGCAUUGUAUGCAAGUAAAUGGUAAAAUGAAUUGGGAGAAAAUUGCUCAUUUUAUGGAAGAAAGAUCACGGCAGCAAUGUACCAUUCGAUAUAGACGAGCACUUGAUACUGAUAUUAAAUUUGGUCGAUGGGAUGCAAGUGAAGAUGUGCUUUUAACAUGCUCUGUAAGUCGAUUUGGAACAAAAGAUUGGAUAAAAGUAGCAUCAUGUGUUCCAGGAAGAAGCGAUUCACAGUGUCGUGAUAGAUGGGUAAAUGUGUUGGACAAAAGUAUUAAAGCUGAACCAUGGUCAGUGGAUGAGGAUGAAAAAUUACUUGAGGGAGUGAAAAUUUUUGGAAAAGGUGAAUGGUCAAGAAUUUCAACAAUGCUGCCAGGUCGUUCAGCUUCGCAUUGCAAAUCACGCUUCCGAUCACUUCUUUCAGCAAAAGUCAAGCUGGCUUCGGAAUGUCGCUCAUAUCCAUUCAGACGUUUUAGUUGGAAAGGCAAACAUCGUCGGCAAGAAGUGGAAGCAACGUUCAAGAAGUUGUUAGCAGCUGACGGUAAAAGUGGUCUGGCGGAACAAGUAAUGAAUUCAUUUGAUAUGCGAGCAUUAAGUGUCGAUGAAAUGGAGGCAUUAUCUGCGAUGGCACCUGAACAAAGAAUAAUAGUAAUGCAAUUCCUGAAUGAAGUUCGUGAAAAACAUCUGAGUAAUGAUGUGAAAGAUGAUCAGUCGAUUUGGAAAUUACUAACUGAUAAGUUGCAAUUCAAUACGAGUUAUUUGGAUAAUUCAACACAAAGUGCCCUGCUGAAAUAUUACAAAAGAUUUCUCGGCGGAAACAUGAACGAGCUUUUAACUCAUCAUGAAAAAGAUGAAUUCGAUACCAAAUGCAGAAUGUUAAAAGAAACUGAUCCGGAGGCUGCAAAAGAUUAUGUCAUUAACGGCUUAUGUGAUUUAAUUGAACGAAGUGACAAUUUACAAUAUUGUGGGCAUCAAAAGAAGCUUACUAGAAGUCAGGUGCUUGGUGAAAUUAGUCGAUAUCUUAAUUCGGUUCUUAUCGAUGAUGUAAAUAAAGCUGUAUCUUGUGGCACAAAUGCUUUUGCUAUACCACCCUGCAUUGGAUCACUUCAUUUGUAUGAAAAUAUUCAGAAGCAAAUUCAUUUGUUAAGAGAAUCCGCUGGUGACCUCUUUGAACCGAUUGUUCCGGAUCAGGAUGAUAAUAUAUUUUUGCAACUUUCACGACAGAUUACUUUGGAUCCUGAAUAUGUCUUACUUAAAGCAAAGUUGCGAACAUUACUCUUUUGGCCAAUGCUUUUGUAUCGAUCAACAGAGAGUAAUCAGUCAGUGGAAAGAAGAAUAUAUUUACGUUCAGUUGCUACCAAAAAAUUAGCAGAACAGCAAAAACAAGCUUUGGAAAGUCUUAAGGAACGAUUUCAAAAUCAACAACAUCUAACAUCGGAACAAGCAGCUAUUCCGGAAAGCGAGUUUGAUGAUGAGUAUACUGCAGGACUGAGUGUUGGUGAAUUUCUGAAGCAACGAAUGUUAAAACGACCGCGUCGAUACAUUACUGAUAGGAAAUUAGGAUCGGAAGAUAUCUCUGAAAUGGACUUUGUUGAACAGGGUGCGUCGGAUAUCACUGAAGCGAUGAGCAAUCGUAUUGAUGAAUGUAUCGAAUCAGUUUGUAUUGCUGUUCAGAAAAUAUAUGAACGUGAUUUUAUGAUUCCUGCGAGGUAUAGAUUGGCAAGACAACAGUUAAACAGAAAUAAUUCUAAUACAAAUAUUGUGGAGAAUGCAGUAAAGGAUGUAUUAGAUGCUAUUAUUGAUGAAAUUACGAGCGGUGAAAUCAAUGAUGAAAGUGUCAAUUUGUCAGCAAAGAUGAAAAAGCGCUCAAACAGUGUUGUAGCUGAUGCUAACUCUGAACAUAAUGACACUGUUUCAGAAAUUAAACAGCCUAAAUCAGCUGUGAUGAAAAGAAAGCGAAAUGCAGCUGAAAAUAUCGCAAGUAGUAGUGGACAAAUUGGCAAAACAAAGAGAGCUAGAAAAGAAGCAGAUGCCAAAUCGUCGCUAAAACAAAGUGAUACGAAAAGUAGAAAGAAAAAAUUUACGAGGAAACGGAUUAGUAAAAAUUGA